GAGGAGGGAGCAGCCCGAGGAGGGGGAGCGGGGAGGAGGGCCAGCCUUCACCACACCACCUCCCCCAUGAGGGGACAGCGCAACGGGUCCUGCUCGCACUCCGCCACCUCCGACUACGAGCUCUCGCUCGACCUCAAGAACAAGCAGAUCGAAAUGUUAGAGCAGAAGUACGGCGGCCAUCUCACCUCCCGCCGUGCCGCCUGCAAGAUCCAGACGGCCUUCCGUCAGUACCAGCUCAGCAAGAACUUCGAGAAGAUCCGCAACUCCCUGCUGGAGAGCCGUCUCCCACGGCGAAUCUCGCUGCGUAAGGUCCGCGUGCAGAACGCCGAGGGCUUCUCGGCGGAGCGGGCGCUGGCGGAAGGCUGCAACAUGGCGGGCAUCCCCCUCAUCCGCUCCCCCUCGCUGCCCGCCACGGUGGGCGGCAGCCUGACCGACCUGGAGGACUCCUUCACCGAGCAGGUGCAGUCGCUGGCUAAGUCCAUCGACGACGCCCUUAGCAACUGGAGCCUGAAGACCAUGUGUUCGCUCCAGGAAGGCGGCGCCUAUCAGUUCAGUGCCGAGUCCUUCAGUUCGGCCGCGGUGGGGGGAGGGGAGGCGGGGGAGGCGUCGGUCCUGCAGGGCGUCGCUGGCGACCCGAGCGACUUGUCGCGGAGCGCCAGCAAGCUUCUGAUGGCGUUCCGCGACGUGACGGUGCAGAUCGACAGCCAGAACUUCCGCGUGUCCUCCUCCGUCGUCGAGUCGUCCGCCUCGGUUUCCCUGGGAAACUGCGUCCAGCAGGGCGUCGGGGUCAACACAGUCACUUCCCCCAGCACCGCCCCCGACAGCUCCACCCUCAACUCCACCUCCGUCCCACCCCCUAACGACCCCCCCCCACCCCCGGUAGCAGCCCCUCCUGAACCCAUGGACCCUCCUCCCGCCCCCCAGGACCCACCCCCUCCCCCGCCAGAACCAGAAAUGGAAGUCGAUGGGCAAGACGCCGACUUCCCUGCCCCCCCUCCCAGCGAGGAGGAGCUGGUAGAAGACGACCUCCAGCCUCCCCUAACCCCCCUGGACAAGCUCGCCGCUCCCCAGUGCGGCCCGGAGGUGGUGGUGGUACUGACGGAGCCCGGGGGACUCCCUCUGCCUCCUCAACCCAGCGAGGGAGCUCCGUCCCUGGGUUCCCCGUCGGCGGUGCCCCUGGAGGCCAAGCGUAGCGGCUCGGACACGGCCGACAACAGCUCGGAGCAGAUGAGCAGCAGCAGUGCGUCCACGGAGGCUCGCUCGGCAUCAGAGGCCUCGUCCAAGGAGACGCUGCAGGCCAUGAUCCUCAGCCUGCCUCGCUACCACUGCGAGAACCCGGCCAGCUGCAAGUCCCCCACCCUCUCCACCGACGUCAUGAGGAAGCGCCUCUACCGCAUCGGCCUCAACCUCUUCAACGUGAACCCUGACAAGGGCCUCCAGUUCCUCAUCUCGCGGGGGUUCAUCCCGGACACGCCCAUAGGUGUGGCCCACUUCCUGCUCCAGAGGAAAGGACUGAGCCGGCAGAUGAUCGGAGAGUUCCUCGGGAACAGCAAGAAACCCUUCAACAGAGACGUGCUAGACUGUGUGGUGGAUGAGAUGGACUUCUCUGGGAUGGAGCUAGACGAGGCCCUGAGGAAGUUCCAGGCUCACAUCCGAUGUCCAGGGAGAGGCCCAGAAGGUGGAGAGCUCAUCGAAGCCUUCAGCCAGCGCUACUGCAUGUGUAACCCAGACGUUGUGCAGCAGUUCCACAACCCAGACACCAUCUUCAUCCUGGCCUUCGCCAUCAUCCUCCUCAACACCGACAUGUACAGCCCCAACAUCAAGCCCGACCGCAAGAUGAUGCUCGAGGACUUCAUCCGCAAACCUUCGAGGGUGGAUGAUGGUGCUGACAUCCCUAGGGACGUGGUGGUGGGCAUCUACGACCGGAUCCAGCAGAGAGAGCUACGCUCCAACGAGGACCAUGUCACCUACGUCACCAAGGUGGAGCAGUCCAUCGUGGGCAUGAAGACGGUUCUGUCUGUCCCACACAGAAGGCUAGUCUGUUGCAGUCGUCUGUUCGAGGUGACAGACGUCAACAAGGCCCAGAAACAAGCAGCCCACCAGAGAGAGGUCUUUCUCUUCAACGACCUCAUCGUGAUCCUGAAGUUGUGUCCUAAGAAGAAGAGCACUGCGGCCUACACCUUCUGCAAAGCCAUGGGGCUCCUGGGGAUGCACUUCCACCUGUUUGAGAACGAGUACUACCCCCACGGCAUCACCAUCCUGUCCCCGUUUGGCUGUGACAAGAAGCAGGUGCUUAACUUCUGUGCCCAGAGCGCCGAGGAACUGCUCAAGUUCCUGGAAGACCUGAAGGAAUCCAUCGCUGAGGUGUCUGAGAUGGAGCAGAUACGCAUCGAAUCCCCCCGCUCCCCACCCUCCUCCAGCCCAACUAAAUGUCACCGCCCGGCCCCCCGCCGGCCGGCCGGCCGGCCCCCCCACCGGCCCCCCCCCGCUGGCCCCCCCGGUUGGGAGGAUGAUCAGUCCCUACGCAUCACUGCCCCGCCUCCUGGAGAUGAGAUCACAGGCUUCAGAGACCCCUGUCUGCACACCACCCACCACGCCCAGUGUUCCACGUUCCACCUCCACGUUCCACCUCCCCGCCAGAGCUGCACCCUGGUGUCAAUUCACAACAGGCAUCAGACGUACCAGCUCAGCAGCAGCAUGCCGUGGAGCCCAGGGAGCGCGGGCCCUCCUAACCACCAGGGGGAGCUGUCCCACCGCCCCCAGCUUCAGCCCGCCGCCCCCACUGUGGCCGACCUGCUGCCAGAGACUCUCAUCCAGUGCCAGCAGAUCGUCAAGGUCAUCGUCCUGGACAACAGCGGCCAUGGCCGCGUGGAGGCUUUCCUAAGCCACACCCCCACCCACCACCAGCACCUCCACCACCAACACCUCCUGCAGGCCGUCGUGUCCACGCCCGCGAGCUCGUCUGAAGCGGGCGGGGCGCAGAACAAGGAGGGCCCCCAGCCCCCCCUGCCCCCUCCGCCACCCCCCUACAACCACCCCCACCAGUACAUCCCCCCCGACCCCCGUCUCAGCCUUCAGAGAACCCACAGUGAUUCAAGAAGCAUGGUGUAA
Molecule: messenger RNA, 3111 nt
Organism: Osmerus eperlanus (European smelt)
Lineage: Eukaryota; Metazoa; Chordata; Actinopteri; Osmeriformes; Osmeridae
Gene: iqsec3a
Product: IQ motif and Sec7 domain ArfGEF 3a
Exons: 12
Coding region: 67-3111 (1014 amino acids)
Biological process (GO): regulation of ARF protein signal transduction; actin cytoskeleton organization
Molecular function (GO): protein binding; guanyl-nucleotide exchange factor activity
Source: RefSeq, a predicted model, not a curated record